AUGGGAGCGCCGGAGAAAUCACCAAGUACGAACAAUUCGAUGCAGCGUGUUAAGGUCUACCAACUGAAUGAAGAUGGGAAAUGGGAUGACCAAGGAACUGGGCAUGUCACUGUUGAUUAUUUAGAGAAAUCUGAAGAACUAGGUUUGUUUGUUAUUGAUGAAGAUGACAAUGAAACAUUACUUUUGCACCGAAUCAGCUCAGAUGAUAUCUAUAGGAAGCAAGAAGAUACCAUUAUUUCUUGGAGAGAUCCAGAGUAUGCAACGGAAUUAGCUCUUAGCUUUCAAGAGACUAAUGGGUGCUCUUACAUAUGGGAAAACAUUUGCCGUGUGCAAAGGAAUAUGCAUUUCAGUACCCCUACCAAUGAGACAUAUCAUAGUGUCAAUAGUGAGUUGAGAGAAUUGCCCGCAGUUGAGCUAUCUACACUUCCUUUAAUACUCAAGACUGUGGCUGAGGGUGGCAUUGCUGAUCAGUUGCUUGUGACAGAACUCAUACUGCAUGAUCAAGAUUUUUUUCGGAAGCUGAUGGACCUGUUUGGGAUCUGUGAAGAUUUGGAAAAUAUGGAUGGUCUUCACACGAUUUUCAAAAUAGUCAGGGGGAUCAUUUUUCUCAAUAGUCCUCAAAUUUUUGAGAAAAUAUUUGGGGAUGAAUUGAUCAUGGAUGUUAUUGGAUGCCUUGAAUAUGAUCCUGAUGUACCUCAUGUGCAUCAUCGCAAUUUUCUAAGAGAACAUGUGGUGUUUAAGGAGGCUAUACCCAUUAAAGAUCCUGUAGUUCUCUCGAAGAUUCACCAGACUUACAGAGUUAGUUAUCUGAAGGAUGUUGUUUUGCCUAGAGUAUUGGAUGAUGCCACUGUUGCAAAUCUCAAUUCCAUAAUAUAUGCAAAUAAUGCACAUGUCAUUUCUUUGUUAAAAGAUGACAGCACAUUCAUUCAGGAAAUGUUUGCAAGAUUGAAAUCAUCUACAAUUUCCGCUGAAUCUAAGCAAAAUUUGGUAAAUGGUCAUUCUUCACUCUCUUAUCUUAGUUAA
Messenger RNA from Ilex paraguariensis (yerba mate), 1023 nucleotides. The record is from the annotation of a GenBank genome assembly. Lineage: Eukaryota; Viridiplantae; Streptophyta; Magnoliopsida; Aquifoliales; Aquifoliaceae.